AGGGAUGCCAGAUCGCCCUAGGAUACAUCAGCUGUUUUAUUUGUUUUCAUUUACUGAUUAAAAUGAGCUCACUACUAUUCGAUAUUAAAUUAAAGAGAGAGAAUAAGGUUUACCAUGAAAAUGACAUGCUAUUGGGCUGCGUGCAGUUUCAGUGCUCACAGGAGACAAAACAUGAAGGAAUUAUUUUGUAUCUGGAGGGAAUCGUUAAUCUCCAAUUAAGUGCUAAAACCGUUGGGCUUUUCGAUGCUUUCUAUAAUUCGGUGAAACCCAUUAAUCUGCUCCAGAAUAGUCUGGAGUUAUCUGCGCCCGGGAAACUCAGCGCCGGCCGUUCGGAGUUCCAUUUUGAACUGCCUUUGGUGUGCAAAAAGGAACCACGGAUUCUUUAUGAAACAUACCACGGUGUUUUCAUCAACGUGAAUUACCAACUCACUUGCACUGUAAAAAGGAAUUUUCUUGGCAAAUCCAUGACCAGAAUUCAGCAGUUCUGCGUGCAAUACAAGCCACUGGCUUUGGGCGAGGAUUCAAGGAGAGUGGUUCCUUUCAGUUUGAGUCCGGAUUCAUUGCAGAAGAAUGCCAGCGCCAAGGAGAGAUUGUCCAUGCCGAGAUUCCUCAUCACAGGGCGUCUGGACCGGAGCGAGUUCUGCGUAACAACUGCGAUUACUGGCAGCAUUAUGGUUCAGCACACGGAGGCGGCCAUUAAGUCCAUUGAGAUGCAGUUGGUGCGUGUGGAAACCUGCGGAUGCGACGAGGGCUACUCCAAGGAUGCCACCGAAAUCCAGACCAUUCAAAUAGCCGACGGCAAUGUGCUGCCGAAGCUGGAACUACCCAUCUAUAUGGUCCUGCCAAGAUUGUUCACCUGCCCCACUUUGCUCACCAAGAAUUUUAAAAUCGAGUUUGAACUUAAUCUGAUUGUUGUGUUUAAAGAGGACUACACGGUUAGCGAGAACUUCAAAAUAGUCCUAAAACGUUCGGCAGGUCCUCUUCCCAGCAAAGUAACUACCGCUGGACGCUGAAUGCAUAAACUUUGCAAUAUGGCAGCUAUUUUUGAACAUAAAGGUAAAAACAAACUCGAAAGUGUAAAACAAAAUACAUUUUUUCACCUAAAUAUACAUACAUAUAUUUCAAAUAUGUAUCAUAUAUAAAUUGAUUUAGUAUAUAAUUGAUAUAAUUGUGUGUUCUGUAAGAAUCCAAUGCGUGUGCAAAAUAAGAAAUGAAUAUCUACCGCUGGACGCUGAACGAAUUAUCUUCGCAAUAUGGCAGCUAUUUUAUGAACAUAAAAGUAAAAACAAACUCGAAAGUGUAAUAAGGAAAAAACCUUUUUUCACCUAAGUAUACAUACAUAUAUUUCAAA
Molecule: messenger RNA, 1351 nt
Organism: Drosophila erecta
Lineage: Eukaryota; Metazoa; Arthropoda; Insecta; Diptera; Drosophilidae
Product: Down syndrome critical region protein 3 homolog
Exons: 3
Coding region: 63-1013 (316 amino acids)
Biological process (GO): intracellular protein transport
Cellular component (GO): endosome
Source: RefSeq, a predicted model, not a curated record